Etheostoma cragini (Arkansas darter) is the source of this 3918-nucleotide messenger RNA. RefSeq names its product family with sequence similarity 83 member B (gene sack1b). The coding region runs from base 200 to 2977 and encodes 925 amino acids. Gene Ontology annotation, biological process: epidermal growth factor receptor signaling pathway. Lineage: Eukaryota; Metazoa; Chordata; Actinopteri; Perciformes; Percidae. The transcript has 5 exons. Gene Ontology annotation, cellular component: membrane; cytoplasm. The record is from RefSeq and is a predicted model, not a curated record.
CAAAACUGGAAUCCACACCCUGCAUGCAGACUGCUUAUCGUGUUGAGACACCUCCUUGUCUUUGUCUCGUUCAGCAGGCAGGUUCUCCAAAUAUUGGACAUAAGCUGAACAUAGAUAAAUCUGAGAGGGAUACUUACGGAGCAGUCAAGAGGAUUUUAACAAAGUUCACAAUCCAAAUGUGCUGAAACGUUCUGGAGUGAUGGAGUCUCCAGAGUUUUCCCUGCUGUCCUCCCUGAGGGGAGAAUUGAAGUCAGAGAUCCAUCCAGAUUACAUCCAACCCCACUACAGGGAAUCAUAUCGCCUGGCGAUUGAUCGCCUGGUGGGCUGCGGCAGAGACAGUUACCAAGAGUUACUCAAGGAAGAACGUAUUGGAAGCUUCCUCUCAGAGAAAGAGAUCCAUUUCAUCACUGAAAAUGUAGAACAGCUCCCCGUUCAAACCCAUGCAGAGGAAAUCAAUGGUCCACCGGACAACCAAUCAUCCUCAGGGACGUACUGGCCCGUGCACUCGGAUGUGGAGACGCCAAAUUUGGAGUUGGGGUGGCCAGAGGUCAUGCAUGAAAUACUGCAGACAAAUAUAGAUCUGCUUUUUCAUCCACCAAGACAAAACAACCCCACAAUCAAAGAAGUGAUCCGGAAGCAAAUUCAGAAUGCAAGACAGGUCAUUGCCAUCGUGAUGGACACGUUCACUGAUGUAGAUAUAUUCAAAGAAGCUGUUGACGCCUCUGUAAGAGGAGUCCCGGUCUACGUGCUUUUGGAUGAUUUCUAUUUGAAAAGUUUCCUCACAAUGGCCGAAAGUCAAGAUGUCAAAAUUCAACAACUCAGAAACAUGAGGGUGCGCACUGUGAAGGGUCAGGAUUACCUCUGUCGAUCAGGAGCUAAAUUUCACGGGACAAUGGAGCAGAAGUUUCUCUUAGUCGACUGCCAGACAGCAAUUUAUGGCUCAUACAGCUUCGCAUGGUCAUUUGAGAAGAUCAAUCUGAGCAUGGUUCAGGUCAUCACAGGCCACCUGGUGAAGUCCUAUGAUGAGGAGUUUCGAACACUCUACGCCCGGUCGACUGUGCCAGCUGAACUCUGCCCCCCAGAGGGUUUAUUCCAACGCAAUGAGCCAAACGGACAAACGAUUUUGCCAAAAUAUCAUUCCGCCCCAAAAAUUGAGCGCAUGGACCAUUUGAGGCACACGCUGGACACAGUCUAUCGGAAGACCUGUGAGAGGAAACUAGGCGUGAGAGACCUUGAGGAGAGGCUCUAUGAAGAGGAACCUAACAAGUUUGUGCCCUUGAUUGAGAAUGGGGUCGGCAUUCAGAACAAGAUGCCCCAAUAUCAGUCUCCCGAGAUGAUAAACUUCAUGAAAAGGCACAGCUAUGCUGGGGAGAGAGAAGAUGGAUAUAUGCCGCAGAACAUCAGGCCCAGAGCAAGCAACUGGAAUAUCUCUCGAGAAACAGGAAACGGAACAAACAACUACCCCAUGGAUAAUUACUUGCAAGUGCCACAGAUACACAGAGGUCAAAACAUUCGUCAAUCUUACAAUGGCAAGGAUAAACAGAUUCUGUCCAUGCAGCAAAACUUGCCAACACUAGAGAAUACGUCUAAGUCGUUCAUGCGCACAUGGAGGAUUGAGUCUUACCUCAAAAACCCUGACGUCCCAUUUGGAGACUCUUGUGACUAUUUAGACCAGUUUGAACCCCAGGACAAAGCUAACUCAUUCACGCAAGGAAGGUUGAGGUCUUCCCUUGCUUUCAGGCCCCCUAUACCAGAGCACAUGGACCCAAACAGACACAUUAACAACUCCUCAACUGGUGUUAACUCCUCAGCAGCACCAAACACUUCUUUUCAAUACUCAUCUAGGCAUUGGAAUUCAACAGCAGCAGCUGAAAAUAGAAUAGUUAAUAAAGAGUUCCUGUCAAAGAGACAAACUUCGCAGUUUUUGGAUGACAAUUGGAAUAAUUCAAGCUACGGCCCAGGUAGAACCUCCCACCAUUCUGUAUACGCUAGCCUAGGCAGAGCUAAAGGUGGAGACAUAAUCACAAACCCAGACAUGCAAACAGACAGUUGGCACAAAAGGCAUAGCGUUGCAGAUCCAAGAUCAAACACUGAGUACAUGCAUGAAUCAUCAGAUCACAUGUCUGGAGCUUUCCCAAGGAUUCAAGGGACUAGAAGCACAGCAGGGAUCAAUGCACUCAAUGGAGGAUACAUGUCAAAUCUAAAAGAGGAUCAGAGAUCGGUUUCUCAUUACGAUGUCAAGAGUAGUACAGGUAGACUCAAUCCCACUUGGCAGGAGCCCCCAUCGAGGACUGUGUCCGCAGCAGGCAUGGAUGUAGAUACCAAGGAUUUAACGGCUAAAUCCAACAGCAUGGGCUCCCAGCAUUUCCUAAAGCAGAGUUCCAAGAAAAUAAAAUCCUUAUUGAACAUACCAGAGAAAAAAGAUAAAUCAAUAGGAAUCAUGGAAACACUGAGUCUGAAGUCAGACUGCAGCACAGACACCUUAACAGCUACGGAAGAGGAUAGGAUAUCAUGUGUAGGAAAACUUCACCAAAGCACAACCAGCUCUGUUAGGUCCUCCUCAGAGAACCAGAGGAAGCAAAUAGAGGACAACCUUCUAAAAUCUUCUAAACCUCGAUUCAGAACUGAGGAGCCCCCAACUCCACCCCAAGUCAUUCUCCCUAAACCCAGCACACAGAAGAAACAAAGCUUUUUGGAAAAAAGCGCAAGGCCCGGCCUUGACUCAGGGAGCUGGAGCAAAGAUCGAGGCACAGAGACUCGCCUUUACAGUAGAUUUGAGCCUUUCUGCUCAUUUGAGAAGAAACGCUCUAUGGACUCUACACAGGGCUUUGGACACCAAAGAGAGAAAACCAAAGGUCUUCCUAAAGGUGAGGCAGCUAUUGAACACAACCUCACCCGAUCUGCAAGAAGCCACCAUGACAAUAAGCUGGAGAAAUUCAUUCAAAGAAUGGGGAAUCUGAUCCACAAGAACAAGUAGUGAGUCCACAUAGGUCACUUAUUGCAAAUGCGCAUUUGACUCAUUAUGUUUAUGUACAUAUAUAUUUCCGGUGACUUUUGAAAAUGCUUAUUUUUGUGCAAAAACUGUUUACAUUUUUACCCCUGCUCGUGUUACUGUGUACAGAUGAACUGGAUACCAUUGACAGGAGACAAUGAUUAACAUGAAUACAAACCUUUAUACAGCUAAAUCGUAAAAGCUGUCUUUACGUCUGCGUCAAACUGAAGCAUUAUUUUUAAACAACAAAUGUUGCAGGUCUAAAGUUGUAGUUGUGUCAAAAUGUCAGAUGUUGGUAGAAUGAAUAUAAUAAUAUAACAUAUUGCUGUUGUAACUUUACUCAGAGGAUUAUUGUAAACGUGUUGCAAUCAGCAUGCAAGCUAACUUACAUGAUGAAAAGCAUACCAACGUCAGACAGAGGUUUGUGAAUGGGGUUUGCAAUAAUUUUUCACAAUGGACCCAACAGGAUGAAGUGGACACCAAUCAUUUUCCAAUCAUGUCAUCUAUCCAAGGUUUGUUAAAUUCCAUGAACAGUGUUCUUUAAGAGAAAAUGUAAUGUGCAAUACAAGCUCAGUGACAAAUACAGUACACAUACUCAGUGGCCACUCAGGGAUGAUUCAGAUAUUCCACAUUUCAUAUUUAGACUUAAACUUAGACUUCUCUUUAUUAAUCCUUUUUGGGAUGACUUCUGCAACGAAAUUUACUCAAGGUGACUGAUUUGGGUGUAUCUAACCCUGUACGCAGUUCUGUCAGAUUCUCUUCCAGACUGUGGAACCAUUGGCAAACAUGUCUGUAUAUUAGACACUGAACAUUGUGGAAGGCUCUGUAUUUUGUAUUUUUCUGUUUGUGUAUGUUCUUAUUGUGACAUGGAUCCCCCUGGGUCUGAAAUAAAGUUUAUACAAAUGGAGGAAUUUGUCUUUUUGACU